AUGCUACAUCCGCCCGCUGAAGGCGUAUCAUGGGAGCCAGAGCCGGAGGAAGAAGAAUUCGAGAUCGAGUCUAUUAUCAAACACAAGUUCUUUGGAGGGGAGUGGCACUACUUGGUCAAGUGGGUGAAUUGGCCGCCGGAUAAAGUGAGCUGGUACACGGAGGAGGAUCUGGUGGAUGCGAGGGAUGUGUUGGAUAGAUAUCUCGAGUCCGUGAAAAGGAAGAAGGAAAGGGCGAAAAGUAAGAAGGGGAAGGAGAGGGCGGUUGAAGACGAAGAUGAGGAUGGCGAUGUGGAUGUGAUGGCAUGA
Molecule: messenger RNA, 306 nt
Organism: Lasiodiplodia theobromae
Lineage: Eukaryota; Fungi; Ascomycota; Dothideomycetes; Botryosphaeriales; Botryosphaeriaceae
Product: Chromo domain-containing protein
Exons: 1
Coding region: 1-306 (101 amino acids)
Biological process (GO): negative regulation of transcription by RNA polymerase II; chromatin organization
Cellular component (GO): pericentric heterochromatin
Molecular function (GO): chromatin binding
Source: RefSeq, a predicted model, not a curated record